Molecule: messenger RNA, 408 nt
Organism: Hepatospora eriocheir
Lineage: Eukaryota; Fungi; Microsporidia; Hepatosporidae
Source: the annotation of a GenBank genome assembly
AUGAAAGAAUUUGAUUACAGAAAAGUAGCUUGGUUAUUUAUUGAAGAAGGUAUUAAGGAAGAAUUAGUAGAAGAUUUUGUUAAGUUUGAAAAUGAUUUUGUAUUUGUUAAUGAACUUUAUAGCUAUUUAAAAGAUAAAAACAACGAUUUGUUUAGAAUUUAUAGCAAGAGGUUGAAUAAAGAGAUUUUAAAUGUUAAAUUUGAUAAAAUAGACAUAAAAGAGGAUAUUUCUCGUAGGAGACAAAAAAAUAAAGAGUUUAAGAAAAGAUCAAGGAAAAAGAACAAAAUUAAACAAAAAGCUAAAUUGAAAGCAUGUAAAAUUGCUAAAGAUCGUAGAGAUGAUAACAUAAAGAGAAAAGAACAAUAUGAAGAGGUAGAAAAACAGAUAAGAAAGCACUAUAGGUUAUAA